Molecule: messenger RNA, 2666 nt
Organism: Myotis lucifugus (little brown bat)
Lineage: Eukaryota; Metazoa; Chordata; Mammalia; Chiroptera; Vespertilionidae
Gene: C2
Product: complement C2
Biological process (GO): proteolysis; complement activation
Cellular component (GO): extracellular region
Molecular function (GO): serine-type endopeptidase activity
Source: RefSeq, a predicted model, not a curated record
AUGCGGCUUCUGAGGAUAGCGUCAUGGGGCUUGCUGCUCGUGCUGCCCCAGAGCCACCCCCUGAGGGCUCUGCCGGAGGCCCCGGAGGGCGAGCGGCCCCUGUCCCACGGCCCCCUGAGCCGAGCCCUCGACCACGGCAGCUGCAUGCUGACCCAGAACGUGGAAAUCUCCGGGGGCAAUUUCACCCUCAGCCACGGCUGGGCCCCUGGGAGUGUCCUCGUGUACUCCUGCCCCCUGGGCCGGUACCCAGUCCCCACAUCCAGGCUGUGCCUGAGCAGCGGACGCUGGCAGACCCCGAGAUCCAGCCCGGUGGCAAAGGCGGUCUGCAAACGGCCAGGGCCACGCAGGAGGGUCUCUGCUGACUCCAUCUCCCUCUGCUCCCUCGCAGCCGGCCACUGCCCCAGCCCAGGCAUCCCCGUGGGCUCGGUGCGGACGGGGUCCCGAUUUGGCCUUGGGGACAAGGUCAACUACCGCUGCUCCUCGAAUCUGGUGCUGACGGGGUCGGCAGAGCGGGAGUGCCAGGACAGCGGGGUCUGGAGCGGGACCGAGCCCAUCUGCCGCCAGCCCUACUCGUACGACUUUCCUGAGGACGUGGCCCCUGCGCUGGGCACCUCCUUGUCCCACCUGCUUGGAUCCACCAAUCCCACCCAGAAGAAGAAGGAAAGCGUGGGCCGAAAAAUCCAAAUCCAGCGAUCUGGUCACCUGAACCUCUACCUGCUCCUGGACGCCUCUCAGAGCGUGAAGGAGGAAGACUUCAGGAUCUUCAAGGAGAGCGCCAUCCUCAUGGUGGACAGGAUCUUCAGCUUUGAGAUCAAUGUGAGUGUCGCCAUCAUCACCUUUGCGUCAAAGCCCAAAAUCAUCAUGUCUGUCCUGGAUGACAAUUCCCGUGACGGGACUGAAGUGAUCUACCGUCUGGAAAACAUCAACUAUAGAGACCAUGAAAAUGGAACCGGGACCAACAUCUAUAAGGCACUACACAGUGUUUACAUCAUGAUGAAUAACCAAAUGCAACGCCUGGGCAUGAGCACCUCGGCCUGGAAGGAAAUCCGGCACGCCAUCAUCCUUCUCACAGACGGUGGGUGCCAUCGUCUCUGUGGGGGUUGUCGUCUCUGUGGGGGUCGUCGUCUCUGGCACAGUAGCAGCAGCAUCAUGGAGGGGUCAGAAGACCUGCAUUCUGAUUCCCCCUGGGCCACUUGGCCUGUUUCUUACUUAUCAAGUAGAAAUAGUGACAACAGUGAUGACGAGGACAACAGUGAUGGAAACAUUAGCUGCCUUCCGUUCCUUACACAAUUUUUGUGGACAGAAAUUAAGUCGUUUGCGCUGCAGGAGCCUCUCCAGGAGGAAGAGGCGGGCCUGCUGGGGACUGUCCCUGGCGUCCCUGGGAGCAGUGCAGAUAAGCCAGGGAAGCCUUGGCAGCUGCAGGUGCUAACGGACAACUCCUCAGCCCCAUCAGACAUCUAUGCCAUCGGGGUGGGCAAGCUGGAUGUGGACUGGCGAGAAAGAAAUGAGCUGGCCUUCUUGAAGGAUGGCGAGAGGCACGCCUUUCAUCCUGCAGGACGCAAGGCUCUGGACCAUUUUUUUCGUCACCCCACAGAUGUCUCCCAGCUCAUAGACACCAUAUGUGGGGUGGGGAACAUGUCAGCUAACGCCUCCGCCCAGGAGAGGACACCCUGGCAUGUCACUAUCAAGCCCAUGAGCCGGGAGACCUGCCGGGGGGCCCUCAUCUCGGACCAGUGGGUCCUGACAGCCGCUCACUGCUUCCGCCACGCUGACCAGGACCGCUCCCUGUGGAGGGUCGUCGUGGGGGAUCCCAGCUCCCGCUCGGGCAAGGAGUUCCAGAUUGAGCAGGUGGUGAUCUCCGAACACUUUGACGUCUUUGCCAAGAGGCACCAGGGCAUCCGGGAGUUCUACGGGGACGACAUCGCCCUGCUGAAGCUGGCCCAGAAAGUGAAGAUGUCCACCCAUGCCAGGCCCAUCUGCCUUCCCUGUACGGUGGGGGCCAACCUGGCCCUGCGGAGACCCCCGGGCAGCACCUGCCGGGACCACGAGAGCGAACUUCUGAACAAGCUGAGCGUUCCUGCUCAUUUUGUGGCCUUGAAUGGGGACACACUGAACAUUAACCUCAAGACAGGGACAGAGUGGACAAGAUGUAUUGAGGUCGUUGGCCAAGACAAAACCACGUUCCCCAACCUGACAGAUGUCAGCGAGGUGGUGACAGACCAGUUCCUGUGCAGUGGGAUGGAGAAAGAUGACAAUCCCUGCAAGGGAGAAUCUGGAGGAGCGGUUUUCCUUGAGCGGAGAUUCAGGUUUUUUCAGGUGGGCCUCGUGAGCUGGGGUCUCAACCCCCCGCUCCGUUGCAACAAAUUACCUAGAGGCAAGGUCCUCCCGCUCCGAGACUUUCACAUCAGCCUCUUCCGCCUGCAGCCCUGGCUGAGGCAGCACCUGGAGGGCGUCCUGAACUUCCUGCCCCUCUAGUCACGCCCACGGCCCCUUUGCUGUCCUCUCCCAGGUCCUUCCUCUGCAUUUCUGCCUUCAGACCCCCCCGACCCUCCUCACUCCUCACCCAGGCAGCGCCCGCCACCCUCGGCUGUACCGACUCACUCUCCUUUCGCUUUCACGUGGAAUUUCCCAGUUUUGGACAUUAAUAAAAAUCGGAUUUUCACAUA